This is a messenger RNA of Lontra canadensis (Northern American river otter), 1944 nucleotides long. RefSeq names its product Lck interacting transmembrane adaptor 1 (gene LIME1). Gene Ontology annotation, biological process: regulation of transcription by RNA polymerase II; regulation of canonical NF-kappaB signal transduction; regulation of phosphatidylinositol 3-kinase/protein kinase B signal transduction. Lineage: Eukaryota; Metazoa; Chordata; Mammalia; Carnivora; Mustelidae. Gene Ontology annotation, molecular function: protein kinase binding. The transcript has 4 exons. The coding region runs from base 758 to 1654 and encodes 298 amino acids. Gene Ontology annotation, cellular component: B cell receptor complex. The record is from RefSeq and is a predicted model, not a curated record.
GCCUGCAGCCUGGUUGGGUCCCCACUCCCCAUAGUGCCCUUCUGGGGGCAGCUGAGGGCUGGGGUCUGGGAGGACCAGGUUGGGCAGCCCAGACCAUCUUCUGAGGUAAGCCCACUCCCUGGGUCUGGGCGGACUGGGCACUGUGUCUGGAGACACCCCAGCCCAGCAGCUCUGCUAAGAUCCCAGGAAGAACGCAGUGCAAUGGCAGGGACAGUUGGAGGGGAGCGGUGGAGAGCCAGGGACAAGUGGACCGGAGGGAGUCGGGCUGGAGCAACCUUUCCCUGCCUUUGCAGCCCCUUUGGGACCCAGCUCUGCAGUGGAUGACGGGGGGCGCUGCCUGAGACUGGUCUGUCUCAGAGGACCAGGAGUGUGACCUCAGGGCCUUCCUAGGCCCCAUGUUUAGGUUAUGGUGACCACAGCAGGCAACUCCCCUGUCCUUCCUCACCGGCCUUGCGCGAUUGCCGUCUGGGUCAGCCUUGCCCGCUCAGCUACUUGGGGCCAAGCAGAGCACACCUCCAUCCGUGUCACUAGGAGCCCCCCUCCAGAGGCGGAAGGUGGCUGCCAGGGCUUGGCUCUGUGCUUCUGCAGGAGGGAGGGGCCGCGGAGCCCAGUUUCCUGUGUGCUGAGUCAGUGCCCCAGGGGGCAGAGACGGGCCCCGCAGUUUGAGGGGCAGCUGGGGGCUGCCUGGUAGGUGCCCAGCCUCUCCGCCCCAGCACCCCUGUCUUCUCACCCCCAGGGCUACCUGUGGCUUCGCAGGAUGGGGCCACAGGUGCCCUCAGCCCCUCCUGCCCUCUGGGUCCUUGGGUGCGUUGUCCUAUUCCUCUGGCUGUGGACACUGUGCGCCCCCUGUCACAGGAAGCCGGCGCAGAGGCAGCAGGCCAGCCCCCGGAGCGGUGUGAUGCCAGCAGAAGCGGUGAGUGUCAGGCUGUCCCUGGGGCCGGGGCGGGGCCACCACAGGACCAAGACCAACCUUCCUUGCCCCCAGUCCCUGCUGAGACAACACCUCUGCACCCUCAGCAAGUCGGACACCAGACUGCACGAGCUGCACCGGGGCCCCAGAGGCUGCCGAGGCCUACGGCCUGCCAGCAUGGAUAUCCUGCGCCCACAGUGGCUGGAUGUGUCUAGAAGCACCAGCAGACCCCUGGCAGACUUCUCACACUGGGAACUGCCCCGGGCAAUGCCGGCUGCCACCUCACCCUCCAUCUGCCCCGAGGCCACCUAUUCCAAUGUGGGGCUGGCCGCAAUCCCCAGGGCCAGCCUGGCAGCCAGCCCCGUGGUAUGGGCAGGGGCACAGCUGACAAGCAGCUAUGUGAGGCCUGGGCCUGAGGCCAGACUGGAGGUGGCUGAGUAUGCUUGUAUCCAGAAGCUCAAGGAAACAGAAGAAGGCACCCAAAGCCUGGGGCAGGGGAAGGCGGAGCUGACCCCAGCUGCCCAGGUUGCCAUCCUGUACUCCAGAGUCAGGAAGCCUAAGAAGAGGGACCCAGGACCUGCCCCAGACCAGCUGGACCCUAAGGGGAGGGGAGUAAUUCCGCCUCUGGGAAGUGACCAGUCCUAUGAGACCCUCCCACUCAGGGGCCUGGGCAAGGAUGAUGGCCUCCUUGAAAAUGUGUAUGAGAGUAUCCAGGAGAUGGGGACCCUCCCACGGAGCACCUGAGCCCUCCAGCUCUGGCUGUUAGCAGGGGCCCACCUCUGCAGGACGCGGAGGCUCCUGGUUUCCCCAUCCUCAACCUAGGGGUCUCCAACUCCCCAUCUGCCUUGAACAACCCAGCAUAGAGUUCCUCCUUCCAAAGUAGUGCCCAUCCCCCAUUCCCUGCCCCCCUCCCCAAGUUGGCAGCACAAAGUCCAGAUCUCAAAUCUUCCAGCCUGUGAGGUCCCUGGGGGUCCUGGCUGCCGUGGCCUCUUGGACUCUCCCAAGGUCUUAAUAAAUCCCCAGCCUAGGGAAGA